GCUCAUGGAUUCUUCUUUAUCUUGCAACAAGAUUCACCAUGUCUUUCCGAGCUUCCGUGGGGAAGACGUUCGCAGAAACUUUCUCAGUCACAUUCAAAAGGAGUUUCGAAGAAAAGGAAUCACUCCUUUCAUUGAUAAUGAGAUAAGGAGAGGGGAUUCCAUCGGUCCUGAACUCAUUAAGGCCAUUAGAGGUUCUAAGAUCGCAGUUGUCUUGCUCUCUAGGAACUAUGCUUCUUCAAAGUGGUGUCUUGAGGAAUUGGUGGAGAUUGUGAAGUGUAAGAAAAAGUUUGGUCUAACAGUAUUUGCCAUUUUCUAUGAAGUUGAUCCAUCCCAUGUUAAGAAGCUGACUGGAGAAUUUGGAGCUGUCUUUGAGAAAACUUGUGAGGGUAUGAAAAAGGAGGACAUUGGGAGAUGGAGACAAGCUUUUGAGGAAGUGGCUACAGUUGCUGGUUAUGAUUCAAACAACUGGGAUAAUGAAGCUGCAAUGAUUGAAGAAAUUGUCACUGAAAUUUCGAAAAGGUUGAUUAGUUACACACCAUCAAGUGGUUUUAAAGAUUUAAUUGGGAUGGGAGCUCAUAUGGAAAAGAUGAAAAAAUUGCUUUGCCUAGACUGUGUAGAUGAAACGAGGAAGGUUGGGAUUUCAGGUCCUUCUGGAAUUGGUAAGAGCACCAUUGCUAGAGUUCUACAUAGUCAAAUCUCCGAUGGUUUUGAGCUGAGUGUUUUCAUGAAAUUCAAACCAAGUUAUGAAAGACCAAUUUGUUCUGAUGAUUACGAUGUGAAAUUGCAAUUAGAGCAACAGUUUCUAUCUCAGUUAAUUAACCAAGAGGAUAUCAAGAUUCGUCAUUUAGGAACUGCACAAGACUUUGUGAUGGGAAGGAAAGUGCUUAUUGUUCUUGAUGGGGUAGAUCAGUUAGUACAAGUACAUGCCAUGCCCAAAGCGGCAUGCCUCGGUCCUGGAUCUCGUAUUAUCAUCACCACACAAGACCAAAAACUUUUGAAAGCAAUUCAAAUCAAAUAUAUUUAUAAUGUGGGAUUUCCACCAGAUGACAAGGCUGUUCAAAUCUUCUGCAUUCAUGCUUUUGGUCAGGAUUCUCCUGAUGAUGGUUUCGAGAAGCUUGCAUGGGAAGUGACAAGGCUUGCUGGUAGGCUCCCUUUGGGGCUUAGGGUUAUGGGUUCUCAUUUACUAGGAAUGUCUAAGCAAGAGUGGAAAGCCGAACUACCAAGGUUAAGGGUUUGCCUUGACGGAGAAAUUGGGAGAACAUUAAAGUUUAGUUACGAUUCCUUGAAUGUCGAAGACAAAGAUUUAUUUCUCCAUAUAGCCUGCUUUUUCAUCGAUGAAGGCAUCGAUCAUACCUUUGAAGAUACUCUUCGUCACAAAUUCUCGAAUGUGAAACAAGGACUUCGGGUCUUAGUUCAGAAAUCUCUCAUAUCCGAGGACAUCUUUUCCCCGAUGCAUAAACUACUAGUUCAAUUGGGUAGAGAAAUUGUUCGUAACCAAUCCAUCUAUGACCCUGGGAAACGUCAAUUUUUGGUUUAUCCUAUGGAGAUCUAUGAAGUACUCACUGAUCAAACAGGUAGUAAAAGUGUUAUAGGCAUAAAUUUGAACUUUUCUUCAAUCGUGGACGAAUUAAUACUAAAUGAGAGAGCUUUUAAAGGAAUGUAUAAUCUUCAAUUUUUAAGAUUCGCUCCCAAAAGAUUGCACUUUCCACAAGGUCUAAGCUAUCUACCUCCAAAACUCAGCAUGCUCGAGAAAUUGUGGGAAGGAAUUCAUCCGCUUAUCAAUCUCAAAGUAAUGGAUUUAGCUUACUCAAGAAAUUUGAAGGUUCUUCCUAAUUUAUCAACGGCCACUAAUCUCCUAGAAUUGAAACUUAAUGAUUGCUCAAGUUUGAUAGAGCUUCCUUCCUCAAUGGGGAAUGCUACUAAUAUACAGAAUUGUACUAUUUUUGGAUGCUCAAGCCUAGUGGAACUUCCCUCAUCUAUUAGAAAUCUCAUUAAUCUCCAAAAAUGGGAACUCGGUAAAUGUUCAAGCCUAGUGGAAUUUCCUUCGACUAUUGGUAAUAUCAUUAAUCUCCAGAAAUUAGACUUUUUUGGAUGCUCGAGUCUAGUGGAGCUUCCCUCAUCUAUUGGAAAUAUGAUUAAUCUCCAUGAAUUGGAUCUUCGUGGAUGCUCAAGUCUAGUGGAGCUCCCUUCAUCUAUUGGAGAUCUCAUUAAUCUCCAAGUAUUGGUUCUCGGUUGGUGCUCAAGUCUAGUGGAGAUUCCUUUAUCUAUUGGAAAUAACAUUAAUCUCAAACAAUUAAAUCUCGGUUGGUGCUCAAGUCUAGUGGAGCUCCCUUCUUCUAUUGGAAAUCUCAUUCAUCUCCAGGAAUUAUAUAUUCGUGGAUGUUCAAGCCUAGUGGAGCUUCCCUCAUCUAUUGGAAAUAACAUUAAUCUUCAGAUUUUGGAUGACAGAUCCUCGUGAAGGGUAUAUUAGCCAAGUCCCUGGUAAUUUGAAAUUCUUUAAGGUGAUUUCUUAACCUGUUGAAAAUCUCCCUUGUGCUGAACUAGCCUGGUUCGUACUUUGGAUACAAGUUUUAUUUCCUAUCAUUUCAAUAUAUCUUGUGUAUGAUCAUUUCAUUUCAAUAUGGCUUGGUUAUUCUGUAAUGAGAUAACGGAAAAAAAUUACUUAUGCAAUUCAUACGUGCUACGUUCUGUGAUGGGAACCCAUUUACUUAAUUAAUGAAGCUUCUGUUGUUGAUCUCUUGUUUCUGUUUAACCAAGAGGACUUAUCACAUGUCUGAAGAGUGAAGAGGAGGUAGAACCGUAGUCGGUAGAAGAGCCAGACCAGUCUCUGCAACAAGUCACUAGUCUCUGCAACAAGCCAAGUUCAACUGUUCAAGGCCCUCAAAAUGAAACUUAAUUUGAAAGUCUCUCACUUUUUAGGAGUGAGGAGUUGGUGUAGUCAGCCAUUUUACUCGUCAGUUAUCUUCUUAUGAGAAUUUUUUCUUGUGUCUAUUGUAAAUCUUUUACUUUACUUCAUAGUACUUGGAAAAAUACAGUUCAACAUAUAACCAGCU
Molecule: messenger RNA, 3053 nt
Organism: Camelina sativa (false flax)
Lineage: Eukaryota; Viridiplantae; Streptophyta; Magnoliopsida; Brassicales; Brassicaceae
Source: RefSeq, a predicted model, not a curated record